Linnemannia hyalina is the source of this 225-nucleotide messenger RNA. NCBI's taxonomy places the organism in Eukaryota, Fungi, Mortierellomycota, Mortierellomycetes, Mortierellales, Mortierellaceae. The record is from the annotation of a GenBank genome assembly.
AUGCCCGCCACACAAAAGGAAAUGCAGGAUGCUCGUCUUCCUCUCGGCUACCGCGAUUUCUGCGCCGACCUCUUGAUCCCCCUCAACAAGUGUCGCUCCGAGACCUACUACCUCCCAUUCAAGUGCCAGGACGAACGCCACAUCUAUGAGAAGUGCCAAUACGACGAUUACUUGCGCAGAAUGAAGGCAGCAGAGGACAAGAAGCGCGAAGCCGCCGACGAAUAG